UUGACGCUUGUUGCCAUAGUAGCGCGACAACACCGAAGCGACAGACAGGACUGAAGGGAGACACAUUUAAUCAGUCUGCUUUAAAUACCGGAAUAAAGCCGCGUAUUAGCUGGGUGUGUGAACAUGACUCAGUGAGUGAUGAAGAGACAGAAGUACUUCACCCCCGCUGAGGUGGCUGCUCACAACACCGCCGCCGACCUGUGGGUGUCAUUUCUGGGCAAAGUGUGUGACCUGACCCCGCUGAUGGAGCAACACAAAGGCGACGCUCUGCUGUUACCCAUCAUGGAGUGUGCAGGAAAGGACAUCAGCUGCUGGUUCGACCCUGAAACCAAAGACGUAUUGAAAUAUGUAGACCCAGUGACUAACUGUGUGAGGUACUACACCCCCAGGGGCCGCUUUGUGCACGUUCCCCCCGCCGGCCCUCGCACCGACUGGGCCAGUGAUAUCGGCCAGCCCUGGUGGAGGGAUGAACGCUACGAGGUGGGACUGCUGUCUGCUAAAACCAGGUGGAUACGAGUCGUCAACACGCUGACAUCACAGGAGCAGCGCCUGCAGGUGUGCUCAGAGGAGACUCUGGCUGAGAUCCUUCAGCGUUACCUGCGCUACAACUCCCAUGCCUGCAGCUACACCUGGAAACAUGCCGGAGCCAGCCUGGACAUGAGCCGGACGCUCAGCGAGAACAACAUCCCCGACGACGACCUCGAGCUCCAACAGCUGCGAAUGGACCGAGACCUCUUCACCCCCGCCAUCCUCCUCCACUUUAACGAUGACCUCACUGAGGGCUGACCUCUGACCUCAUCAAGGAGGACAGCUGGGAGGUGACAACAGAUCAGUGUAGAGAAGAGUCACCAUGAGAGCAUUAUGACCAGGACAUUAAAUGUUCAUGAGAAACAUGUGGCUGAUUUGUUCUGUUGACUCAAAGAUCUAGAUGGGACUUUAAUCUGAGACUUUUUUUAUUGGAUGGAUUGUGAUGAGGUGGUUUAUCAUUCAUGUUCGCCCCAGGAUGAAUUCUAAUAACUUUUGUGAGCCUGACUUUUUACCUAUUGCCAUCAUCAGGUCAGUUUAGUGUGUCCAGGUGUAGAUUAAUCUCAAGAUAAUCCCACUUUAUGAUUUUUGAAGCCUAACAAAAGUAAAAAAGCUAACAUUAGGCUAUAAACAAACUACACCAUGGUCGGAUAUUUUAACGUCACCACCACAAUGAGGCUGUAAAGUUGUGAUCAGCGUGAUGACGUUCUGUAGCCACCGUCUUUUUCACAGUGGGUUAUUUAGUGAUGUAUUUUAUGUCAUACAGAAUGUGAAAGUCUCCUCAGCUUGUGUUAACCACAGACCUUCAAAAGAACACAUUGACUUUAAGAUGAGGGAACAGGAAGUUAUAACUUGAUAACUCAUUUCUGGGUUUAAGUGGCUGUCACAUGCAGCAUUUUUUGCACCCUCAAAUUUAUUGUUUUCAAUAUAGAUGCCGCAAAAGAUGCGCUCAAACGCCUGAGCAACGCCAGAGCAGCGCGCACACUUUCCUGAGUGCCUAUUUUUAAGGGGUUGUGCCCUGAGAUAAACAGAGUUCAACUUUUGGAAUACAGCAGUGCACACAGCAUGUCAUGUGAUGAGGACCAACCAAUCACAGCUGACAGAUCCCUUUCCUUCUUCAGUAAAUAUCAGUGUGUGAUAAAUAUGGAGGAGAGGUUGAUCAUGUUAAUGCAGAGCUGUCAGAGCGUCUCAUCUGUCAACUACCUCCAGAAAGCAUAGUAGCAUCCAGUGCCCAACUUUGUGUUUUCCAGGCGGUUAAAGAUAUGGCAUGUGUACGGUCCCUUGGGACUCAUUCCUGCAGCACUCUGUUAACUGAUGCUAGCAGCCUAACAUGCUAAGCUAACAUUUUACCUGUUUAAUAUUAAAGGGAGCACAAACACCAGUCUCCUGGGGACUUUGAUCUUUAUACAACAUUACACAAACUUUGACGCUUUUUACGUCACAUCCUCCUCUGCUCCUGUCAUUAUCACUUUGGCCAGUAGAGGGUGUAAGUGGUCGUAAUCAGCUUCUUGCACAGUCGAGCAUGUGCUCAUUUUUAUUCUGUCCCUCGUGAGACUACGUAAUUGAAGUACAAUCCUCUUUUAACAUGUUAGCAUUGUCAUUGUGAGCAUGUUAGCGUGCUGAUGUUAGCGUUAAGCUAAAUACAGCAUCUCGGUCUGAAAAGUAAAGCACAAACUUAGAAAACAAAUAAUUAAAUAUUUCACUGACAGAUACAUGUAAGUUGUAUAAGCAACUUUGUUCAUGAGGAUUGUUUCUCAGCGCCGACGUCUUUUUCCAGUUGUUUCUAAUGAGGAGAGAGCGUCUGUGGCCGCCUAGACAAAAAGCGCUGCACCCAGCUUCUUUUUUCAGUGCUUAGAAUUUUUUUCUGCAGCCACUAUGAAUCAGCUUCUGUCUAUCUAUGUCAGUCAGAAACUAUGACAACAAAGACAGAGAAGCCCCGGACCAUAGAAGAAGAAUAAGUCAGACACUGAAUGUUGCUGGUUAGUGUUGUAUUUUUCUCACCGUACGUAUUGUGAGCUCUGAGAAAAGCACUGACAGGAUGAGAUGAAGUGCUCCCCAGCGCCCUGCUAAUGUUUUUCUGCCAGAGAAAAACACUACGCUGACACACAGCCUAACAGAUAGGGUGGUUGCUUGGUGUCAAAGGUUAAAGGAGUGUAUUCCUACAGUUUGAUUUGAACCUUCGUGUAAACAUUAUUUUGAGGAAGUGUCGACUGGUGAUCAGUUUUCCUGCCGGAACAAUCUGUAACAAUAAAAAGGGAAGUUCUGACUUAUGUUGAAUCUUGGGAGGAUUCAUUGGAAACGGAAAAAAAAGUAAAAAGUUAGAACAUCGGAGAAAUGUUAUGAAAUGUUGGACUGGAUCCAGAUUUGUUUUAAAAGUGAUGACUGAGCAGUUUAAUACAGUUUGUUGAUCGAUGGGAGGAGGAGCGUUU
Molecule: messenger RNA, 2954 nt
Organism: Epinephelus moara (kelp grouper)
Lineage: Eukaryota; Metazoa; Chordata; Actinopteri; Perciformes; Serranidae
Product: cytochrome b5 domain-containing protein 1
Exons: 4
Coding region: 139-786 (215 amino acids)
Source: RefSeq, a predicted model, not a curated record